This is a messenger RNA of Neomonachus schauinslandi (Hawaiian monk seal), 1854 nucleotides long. It is a transcript of the gene PARS2, whose product is annotated as prolyl-tRNA synthetase 2, mitochondrial. Bases 55 to 1482 code for a protein of 475 amino acids. Gene Ontology annotation, cellular component: cytoplasm; mitochondrion. The record is from RefSeq and is a predicted model, not a curated record. Gene Ontology annotation, biological process: prolyl-tRNA aminoacylation. Gene Ontology annotation, molecular function: ATP binding; proline-tRNA ligase activity. The transcript has 2 exons. NCBI's taxonomy places the organism in Eukaryota, Metazoa, Chordata, Mammalia, Carnivora, Phocidae.
UCUCUGCCCGGCUUGUCUCUCUCCAGGCACAAGUGCUUCUCUGGGCCGGGUGUCAUGGAAGGCCUGCUGUCAAGAUGCAGAGCACUGCCCGUCCUGGCCACCUGCAGCCACCAGCUCUCUGGGUCCGGUCCUCACAGGUUUUACCACUGUGACCCCGAGAGAGGGAAGCGCUUGGUGCUGUCUCGCAUGUUCCAGCCCCAGAACCUUCGGGAAGACCAGGUGCUCUCUCUCGAGGGCACAUCUGGCGACCUGACCUGUAAGAGCCAGCGGUUGAUGCUGCACGUGGGCCUGAUCCACCCAGCAAGCCCCGGCUGUUACCACCUCCUGCCUUACACCGUGCGAGCCAUGGAGAAGCUCGAGCGGGUGAUAGACCAGGAGAUGCGGGCCAUCGGGGGGCAGAAGGUCAACAUGCCCAGCCUCAGCCCAGGGGAGCUCUGGCGAGCCACCAACCGGUGGGACCUCAUGGGCAAGGAGCUGCUAAGACUUAGAGACAGACACGGCAAGGAAUACUGCUUGGGACCCACUCACGAGGAAGCCAUCACAGCCCUGGUCGCCUCCCAGAAGACAGUGUCCUACAAGCAGCUCCCGUUCCUGCUGUACCAGGUGACAAGGAAGUUUCGGGACGAGCCCAGGCCCCGCUUUGGUCUUCUCCGCGGCCGGGAGUUUUACAUGAAGGACAUGUACAGCUUCGACUCCUCCCCGGAGGCCGCCCGGCACACCUACAGCCUGGUGUGCGAGGCCUACGGCAGCCUGUUCCGCAGGCUGGGGCUGCGGUGCGUCAGGGUCCAGGCGGACGUGGGCAGCAUCGGGGGCACCGCGUCUCACGAGUUCCAGCUCCCGGCCGACAUCGGGGAGGACCGGUUUGCCGUCUGUCCCGGCUGCGGCUUCUCGGCCAACAUGGAGACACUGCACUGGCCGCAGACUGACUGCCCGGCCUGCGGGGGCCCACUGACCGAGGCCAGAGGCAUCGAGGUGGGGCACACGUUUUACCUGGGCACCAAGUACUCCUCCAUUUUCAAUGCCCAGUUCACUGAUGCCCAGGGCAGGCCAUGCCUGGCUGAGAUGGGCUGCUACGGCCUGGGCGUGACGCGGAUACUGGCCGCUGCCAUUGAAGUGCUGUCUACGGAGGACUGCGUUCGCUGGCCCGGCCUCCUGGCGCCUUACCAGCUGUGCCUCAUCCCCCCGAAGAAGGGCAGUAAGGAGGAGGCGGCCGCCGAGCUCAUGGACCACCUGUACGACCUCAUCACGGAGGCCUUGCCGCAGCUCCGCGGGGAGGUCCUGCUCGACGACAGGACCCAUCGGACCAUUGGAAACAGACUAAAAGACGCCAACAAGUUUGGCUACCCCUUCGUGAUCAUCGCGGGCAAGAGGGCCCUGGAGGACCCGGCACAUUUUGAAGUUUGGAGCCAGAACACCGGUGAGGUGCUCUUCCUCACCAGAGAGGGAGUCACGGAAUUUCUGAGCCAAGUGCGGGUUGUCUGAAAGCCCCGAGCCACUCCCACCCCAUCCUGCAGCCUUGGUGUUCAUUCUAAUGCUGCCUUUUCCUACACUCCCUUCCAGGGCCCGUCUCUCCAGAAACAAGGCAGCUCAUGGAAGGCAGGAGCGUGUUAGGGAAACUGACUUCUAUCCAGUCCUUUGUUUAGACUAUUUGUAUUUCAAGUCGGUGAUUCCAUUCUCUGGGCUGACCUUGCUGCCACAUACCAUUCCUCUUCCAUUCCAGUGUGGAGCUUCUGUGAGGAGGCAGGGGGCAAGAAAGAGCUGCUCCUCUUGGCCCUUGGAUCUACUUUGUUUAGAUUUCUCCCCCAUUUUUUGGAUGGGGAGAGUGGACCUCAGGCCUUUAAAGAAUUAUGGUAA